ACCAAUAAACAACAACCAAGGAGGAUCUUUGAUAGUAGAAAGACAAAGAAAAGUAAAGAAGAAUAGUCUUGUCAAAACAAACAAAUUGAGCUUCGUUUACCUGUCUGUUUCUCUGUUCCUCCAUUGAUUUGUAAUGUCUCAGCCUUCAGUUGUUACUUCUUCUUCUCCAUCUCCAUCUCCAUCUCCCGCCACUGAAGUUUCUGUUACUUCCCGCUCUUCGCCUGCUCCUAGUCCCGCUUCUUCUAAGAAAACUUCUGGCGGAACAAACACUAUUGGACUGUAUGCUGUCCAAUGCGGAGAAUGCUUUAAAUGGAGACUGAUAUCUAACGAAGAAGAGUACGAGGUUAUCAGAAGUACAUUGUUGGAGGAACCUUUUACAUGCAGUAAGAAGGGUAAUACCUCCUGCUCUGAUCCAGCUGAUAUAGAAAAAGACGCCACAAGAACCUGGGUGAUUGACAAGCCAAACAUUCCAAGAUCACCCGCUGGGUUUAAGCGAAAGCUAGUUCUUAGAAGGGAUUUCUCGAAAUUGGACGCUCAUUACAUCACUCCCACGGGAAAGAAAUUGAGGUCAAGUACUGAAGUUUCCAAGUAUCUGGAGGAAAAUCCCGACAUAAAAGGUGUGUCUAUUAGCGAAUUUAGUUUUACGGUGCCAAAAGUAGUGGAGGAGACUAUUCCGAAGGACGUUUUGGAGAGGAAAGCAGCUACUAGAGACAAGAAAGCUAAAGAUGCUAAGCCUGCUGAGUCUUGAUAUUGCUGUCAGGAGGGUGUAAUGUCUGUGCAGUUCAGUGUUUAUAAUCUUCAGUUUGUAAUCUUUAGUUUGUGUGGAGCUCUUUAUUUUCAUGCCCAUCUAACUUCAGUCUUUAGUAUAACUUCAUUGCAAGACUAUUAGAUUUCAACUAUUGUUAUGUCCCUUACUUUGCAAUCUUAUGUUCUGUUAUGAAAUACUCGUGUAGUCAUGUUCAUUUAUUUUGCUUCA
Molecule: messenger RNA, 976 nt
Organism: Amaranthus tricolor (Joseph's coat)
Lineage: Eukaryota; Viridiplantae; Streptophyta; Magnoliopsida; Caryophyllales; Amaranthaceae
Product: methyl-CpG-binding domain-containing protein 4-like
Exons: 2
Coding region: 134-748 (204 amino acids)
Molecular function (GO): DNA binding; zinc ion binding
Source: RefSeq, a predicted model, not a curated record